This is a messenger RNA of Electrophorus electricus (electric eel), 6497 nucleotides long. RefSeq names its product NEDD4 binding protein 2 (gene n4bp2). Gene Ontology annotation, molecular function: ubiquitin binding; endonuclease activity. The record is from RefSeq and is a predicted model, not a curated record. Gene Ontology annotation, cellular component: nucleus. Lineage: Eukaryota; Metazoa; Chordata; Actinopteri; Gymnotiformes; Gymnotidae.
AUAGGCCUCCUGUAAAAAGGUCGAUGAGGGUUUGGAUGGCUUACUCAAAUGUUUCAUAUCUUAGGCAUGUUUUACUGAAAACCUGCCAGCCGUGGAAGUACCGUGGGCACCUCAGGGACGAACCGACGUCAGCAGCAUGCCAAAGAGAAAGAAAAAUGGACUUAGUCCAAACCGAGUGUCUGCACAGACGGGCGAAUACCGGAGUGUUUCUGAUGUUCGCGUUCAGACGGCUGACGGAGCCAGUUUAACACGGGUAGCCCCAAGGGACCAAGGUAACGCGGGAUCCAUGCUGCCCACAUCCAACCAGUCGAGCUUUCAAGGCAAAGACGAAAUCGUGAAACGCAUGCAAGAGAUGUUUUCGCACUUGGAUCCUGUGGUUAUCGAUAUUGUACUUUCUGAAGCCGAUUUUAAAGUGGAGAAUGCAAUGGAUGCUCUUCUGGAGCUGUCUGAUGCUGCUGAAGGCAAGCCCAUGCCUCCUCCCCCACUCUCAGGCUUUGAGAUGGCUGCUGCUCUCCUUGAUCCACGCACCCCUAAGACAGAACCUGCCACAGUGGCAUCAGAGAGUUCCUCAGCAUCAGAAGUAGCAUGUCUUACAGAAGAGUUUGACUCUCUUAUUGAUCUGGAACUGGAGAGUUUAAAAUCACUACAAAGUCAGCCUAGUGACCACCCAUCACCAUCCUCUGUUCCUCUCUCUUCCUUGCAUCUUCCUUCUCAGUCAGUCUGUCCCUCCUCUCUACCAGCUCAGAACAUUCCCCCAGGUCAUCCAACCAUAUCAGUAUUUGAGCAUUUAGACAUGGGAAAUCUAAAUGGAGGCACUUCACCAAAAAAAGAACUUAGUUUUGGGGGUGUGUCUGUGCCUAAUGAGAACGAUGUGUCUGUCGACUAUAGUCACUUGACAGAGGAUUCCAGCUCAGAUGGUCCAAGGCCUUCUGCCUUUAAGGCCUACCGUAGACCUGAUCAGUUUAUGAACCUGAAGGAUAUAACAUCAACUGUCCCAUAUUCUGAGGGCCUGCACACCCCAGCCAUGUUUUGGAACAUUCAGGCUCCAGAGUUCCAGCCUUGUGCAGAAGGACCGACUUUCAUCACUCCUAUUAUGCAAGCUUCUAAUCGUUGGAGCACUUUCUCUGCUGCACAGUGGUUGGCCCCCAGGCCUUUCAGUCAAGCUCCUCUGAAGCCAUCAGCCACUAUUCCCAAGUCAUGGACCCUCCCAUCUCAGAGUCGACUCAGAUUGGAAGGUCAGGUAUUGGUGCUGCUCAGAGGUGCUCCAGGAUCAGGCAAAACCACACUUGCCAGUGCAAUGUUGGAACAAAACCCGAGCGGGGUUGUAUUAAGUACAGAUGAGUACUUCAUCCAAAAUGGGGUGUACCAUUUCAAUCCAGAAUUGCUAGGAGAGGCUCAUGCAUGGAACCAUCAAAGAGCAAGAGAAGCUUUUGAGACUGGUCUUACACCUAUAAUAAUAGACAACACCAACUUGCAGUGCUGGGAGAUGAAGCCCUAUGUUGCCAUGGCACUGAAGCACACGUAUAGAGUGUUGUUCCGUGAGCCAGACACCUGGUGGAAAACCAAACCCAAAGAAUUGGAGAAGCGUACUAAACAUGGAGUAACAAAAGAGAAGAUUAGAAGAAUGCUAGAGCACCAAGACCGAUAUGUGUCUGUCAAGAAUAUCAUGUCUUCACAGCCCAAAGUAACAGCUAUCUUUGGUGUUGAUGUGGAUGUGUCUCAAACAGACCCAGCACAGAAAAAUUUAAUGGUUGGCCUAUGCUGUCCUGACCUAGUGGGUGACCCUGGAUUUGUUAAACCUGGUGGCCACCUCUCAUCCUCCCUACCUGAUGUUUCUUCAGUUGCUGGGAAAUGUAGUCCCAGCUCAGCAAAUAUAUGUGCAGAGACUGAGUUACACAGGUCCAAAGAAUUCAUAGAAUCCUGCCAGAUGAAUUCUACUGAACAAGUUGGAAUGCCACAGCCUGAGCUGUUAGAUGGAGCGAACCUGGACUGGGAGAUAGAUGCGUGUGUUUCACAAUCUCAGAUUUGGGAACUAAAUAAAGACAUAAAUGAAGACCCUGGCAUGUUGGAAGAGAGGGUCCUUGACCAGCCUGUGGUCUUCUCAACAUCCAUUGGCCAGCGAGUUAGGAGAGAGAGAGACCGUAACAGAUUUGCAGAUAAAGUUGUCAUCAGUCAGCAGCCUCUGAACUUUGAACUUAACGACUGCUCUGAAAAGCAAGUCAAACCAGGUAAUGAUGCUAAGGAAGACUGCAUUGUUGGUAGUGUUGAAACAGUUGGAAUGAAACCGGAACUACUAAAUUUUGUUGGAGACUGGCCGUGUGCAAGCCUGAAACAGCGCGCACAACGUGAUUGGAAGUCAGUGUCUCAGACAUUGAAAACCCAAAUUCAAUCCAAGGAAAAAUCUAACUUUGCAGAUGAUAUCAGUAAACAUCAUGAUGGGUUGUUGGGGCAUUCUGAUUGUAACAGAACUAAUAAAACAGAGUGUCAGAAGAAUCAAGAUCUUCUUCAAGGAGAUGACAACCACCUCAGCCAAGAAACAACUCGGGACUCUCCAACCUUCAGUGAGAAAAAGAAGUACCCAGGGAUAGAGGCCCACUGUGUACUCCCUGAUUGUGUUCUUGACUGGAAAUCUGGAAAAUCCACUGAUUGUGAAAAAGACUCCACUCAUUCUCAAAGCCCAACCAAAGAGCUUGAAACAGGCCAGGGUGGGUAUUCAAACAAAGACGCACAAAAAGCCAAUAUGGUUGUAGAGUCACAAGCAAAUGCUGGGAAAGGGGUGGGCAACAGGGUUUCAGAGGAGACAUAUAAGCCAUGCCUUACUGCUGACACAACACUAAGCUCGGGAGGUUUAAUGGAUCAUAAUGCUGAGGCCAGCCAGGAGAGAUGGAGAGGACCCGGUCGCAGGCCUGGGAAGUCCUGCCGACUGGCGCUUACGUUCACUAACCAAAGCCCAACCUCUGUCUGCAUAUCUGCAGACACUCCAGUCACUUUGCCAAAGUUAUCCAUCACGAUGCCUCCACUGGAGUCACAUUCAACAGCGCAGACAUGUUCAUCACAGACAGACGCUCAGGACUUUUCUCUGCUAUGGAGAAUCAACCACCAGAAGUAUUCUGAGCCAGAAGGCUCUACCAGGGGCGUAGUGGUUUUAGAGGGAAACCCUUUUCGUUUUGUGCCGGAAACUUUUAAAGGGAUCAACCCUGGCCAACAGGAGGUCCCAUACCGUAUGUGUCAUGAGAAAGGGUCACAGGUGGAGGAAAGUGACCUGAGAGAAUUACCCUUCAAACAGCACAGUCUGGAGAUACUGAGCCACUAUUUUAAACAUGUCCCCAUGGAGACAUUGGAGGAUCUGUACGAAAAAUGUUACCAGGACAUGGAGUGGACCACUAACUUGCUACUGGAUUCAGGUGAGCAGUUUUAUAAAGAUGAUGAGGAAGAUGGUUUGGACCCUCUGGUUGACAAGGAAGUUUACUUGGCUGAGUUCACUAAGGAUUGUCAGGUAACAGGGCAGUUGCGUGAGUCCUUGGCAGCCUCAGCAAUUAGCAGUGAGUGGUCAGGCGGACAGAUUGCAGAGCUAGCCAUAAGAACAGACUACCGUUCAAGUGUUGGCCCUGGUGCUGGAGAAUAUGAGGACAGCAAGCAGAAUGAUCUAGGCCGAGCAUCAGAAGACAUUGACAAAUGUUUAGAGCAUCAACUUAAAGGACCAAUGCAAGAGGGUACUGUUGAGGCACUUAAGUGCAUGUCCAAAGCUUCUGUAACACAUCCAUAUCAGUCUGUGGUGGAAUCCAGAAAACAACAGGAUACGUUGUUGUCUGAUUCUGCAGAGGCAAAAACGGCUCCACCAGAUGAAGUGACAUCAGUGUUACAAAGACAGAUUUUUAAUCAGUAUCUGGAGUGUGGUGAAGAGGUGGAAGGAGAAGAGAAAAAAGAGGAAGAAAAAGAGAUGAAAGAAGAAACACAUGCCGUAAUGGGGUCACUUCUGGCCAAGCUUGAAGAGAUGGAACAAAGGCAGGAGGAAGACAGAAAAAAAAAAGAAAAAGAGAGCAGUUGGAGAAGUGGAUCUAUGGACAUUAAAAUAUUGGAGUUAAAGCUACCCACAGAACUUGCUCUGCAGCUCACUGAGCUUUUUGGAUCUGUGGGGAUCUCUCCAGGUGAGUUUUCACCAGAAGAUUGCUCAGUGCUAAUGGACCUUAACUUUGCCAAACUGCUGCACCAGAAAUGGAAGGAAACCAUCCAGAACAAACAUAGACAAGCAGCUCUUUCAUAUCAUCUAUUGCAAGAGAGUUCUGUCUCCUGGGGUGAACCACAACCAACUACAGUUGGCCAGAGGGACUCGGCUGCUCAUUUCCUGAUUGGUGCAGAGGGAUAUUUGUCAGGUGUCCAAGAAGGCUUUCCAUUUAUGGACCACUGGAAUGUGUCCCACCCACGAGUAUCUCUCAGGGACAUCAUGAUUGAGGAGCAAGUGAUGCAGGACAGCUUGCAGAAGUCCAGGUUAUAUCAGCAUGAUUUGGACAAGAAAGAUGGAGCAACAAAAUUAAAGGAGAACCAACUUUUUACUCUCUUCCCCACCAUUGAUCGGCACUUCCUCAGAGAUAUCUUCACAAAUAACAAUUACUCGCUGGAACAAACGGAGCAGUUUUUGCAUGCGCUGUUGGAUGAUGGCCCGGUCAGAAACAUAGUAGCUCCCAAAAUCAGCCCUGAUCAUGAGGCACAUAGAGUACCUUAUAAAGAGAAGAAGUGGAAACAGAAGGAAGGGGAGCCAGAAGUGGCACUGUUCCAGGACACGGAGGAUCCGGAGUACGAGGAUUUCCGCACAGAAGCCAUGCUCCAGAGGCAGCGCCAACAGGAGUGUUUCAGCAAGGCUGCUGAAGCCUACAGACAGGGGUGCAAGGAUGUGGCCAGCUUCUACGCUCAGCAGGGUCGCUUACAUGGGCAGAAGAUGAAGGAAGCAAAUCAUCGUGCCGCCGUGCAAAUAUUUGAGCGUGUGAACGCUACUCUUCUGCCACAGAAUGUUCUGGAUCUCCACGGACUGCAUGUGGAUGAAGCGCUGCAGCACUUGCAGCUGGUCCUUGCUGACAAGACCUCAGAUUGGCAGCAGGGUUUAUGCCGCCCACAGCUGUCAGUCAUCACAGGAAGAGGCAAUCGCAGCCAGGGGGGUGUGGCCCGCAUCAGACCUGCCGUUCUCGACUACCUCAAGAGCAAGCACUACAGAUACUCUGAGCCCAAACCUGGCCUGAUGCUUGUUACUUUGCACUGAACCAAUAGUCAGCUGCUGCUGUGAAACAACGGGUCAUUGUCUCCCUGCACAAAUGUUACACAAUGUCCUCUCAUCCUUUUCCACAUUACCUAUUUUUCAUAGUAUUGUCUUCCUUCAGUCUCAUUUUCUCUCUUUCCCCAUACUUGUCUGUCUAAUUGUCUGUCUCCCUCUUUCUGCCCAAGUACAAACAUCUUUGAGUAUUCAUAAUCACCACUAAGGGUUCAUGCACCUGCCAGCACAACUGCGUAUGUAUCAUAUCUGUAAAUGUAACUUUUCUGUAUGUUGAUAAAAUAUGUUUACCAAAUAUAUAUUUAAAGUAGUUUAUUAAUGAAGGUGAUAACUAAUGAAAAUGUUAUGUAUUGGGGUACUUGCAUGGUUUAAUUUAAAAUGCAAAAGGAUUUAACUUAUUUUUUCUUGUAUCUUCAUUUAGAAAUGCAAAUAAGUUGCAUUUGUGGAAUACAUAUGAGGCUGAUUUUAUCAGUGUAUUAAUACCAGUGAAUAUUAAUGAAGUUAUGCCAAAGAAAAAUUAAUGAGUACAGUAUGUACUAACAUGUAUAAAUAACACACUCACUAAUUGAGCACUCAACAGUGGAACACCAUGUUGCCUAAUGCCAGUUAAAUACUUGUGGACCAGAACUUGAAAAUCAAGUUAUAUUAAGAGUAUCAGAUAUUUCUGGUUUUAUUUUAUGCUUAUUUAAGUACCCUCAGCAGCAUUUGGGAAAACACCUGGCUUCUUAAAAACUAACAGCAUCUAUCAUGUACUCUUUGAUCUUUAAAGCAGUAGUAUUCAGUGUCAGAUUUGCACUCUCACUCUCACUCUCUCUCUCUCUCUCUCACUCACUCUCUCUCUCGCACUCUCUCUCUCUCUCUCUCUCACUCACUCUCUCUCUCGCGCUCUCUCUCUCUCACUCACUCACUCACACCAGAUGAAAUAUCUUAGUAGCUUACUAUGGUGCCAGAAAACCACCCUUCCUGUACUGGUUAUAAUUGUAAGAGGCUGCACAGGGAAAAAAAAGGUGUGUUUUUUAAUGCUUAAUCAGUGUCUGGCCUAAUAUGACGGUUUUAAAUCCUCUACAUUAUUAUGUUCUGAUUUUAGUCUAAAUUAAAUUUUAUACAUAUUUAAGCCUUCAGUGCUAACCUUUUAAAAUUGACCUCGCAAUGCUGCUAUGUUGAACAACAUUGUUACUCUGUAACUGUACUUUGAUUUGUAUAUUUUGAAUGUAUAAAUGUUUUUUGUAAUGUG